AUGCCACUCCCCACUCUCCCUCCCCUUGUUCAUGUAGGCGAACUGCUAAUUAAAUCCACUAUCUUUCCAGGUGCUCUGCGAUCCCCGUUGCCACCGCCUUCGGUUCCGGAGGAGUCGCGCAGCAAAGCUCCUCCGUUCCUCGCUUCGUCGGUUCAAAACGCCGGUUUGAAGUUAACCAUCCACUCAGUCUACGAUUCUACACACGCAAACAGCAAGGAGCGCCUGGCAACCAACAAAUCCGACGCCCCUCAUCCGCUUCCUUCUCCCAUCAACCAGGUUAGCUGA
Messenger RNA from Dibothriocephalus latus, 285 nucleotides. The record is from the annotation of a GenBank genome assembly. Lineage: Eukaryota; Metazoa; Platyhelminthes; Cestoda; Diphyllobothriidea; Diphyllobothriidae.